Pediculus humanus corporis (human body louse) is the source of this 1389-nucleotide messenger RNA. RefSeq names its product seryl-tRNA synthetase, putative. Lineage: Eukaryota; Metazoa; Arthropoda; Insecta; Psocodea; Pediculidae. Bases 1 to 1389 code for a protein of 462 amino acids. Gene Ontology annotation, molecular function: ATP binding; serine-tRNA ligase activity; tRNA binding. The record is from RefSeq and is a predicted model, not a curated record. Gene Ontology annotation, cellular component: mitochondrion. The transcript has 2 exons. Gene Ontology annotation, biological process: seryl-tRNA aminoacylation.
AUGGCAUUGUAUAUAAAAAAUGUAUUUAAAAGUCAACAAAAAAAAAUCAUUGCCAGGUAUAUAUGGAUGUCUAAAUUAACUGCCAAUUGCCUACCACCGUUAGCGACAACAUUAACUCAACCUUAUAUAGACCUGGAAAAAAAAUUUGAAGAAAUAUCUAAGCUUAAACAAAAUGUGGAUAGAAGAAAAUUAGAAAUAGAUCCUUUGAAACUCAAAUCGUUGUGGGAUUUUUUAAAAUAUUUGGAAUUAACAAAAUUACAAUUAGAAAAAAGAAAGACUCAGAUAGCUGAUAAUAUAAAGGAUCUGAAAAAGAUUGGGAAUGAUGGUGAAGCGAAGCAAGAAAUGGAAAAAUUGAAAAUAGAAGGUAGAAUAGUAAGAGAAGAUUUGAAAACUCUAAUGAAAGCUUUUUGGGAAGUCGAAGAAAAAGUCAUUAUGAAAGGUUUAUCACUGCCUAAUGAAUUGCAUAAGGAUACUCCUGAUGGAGAAGACAAAAUAGUGCACCAGUAUAAGGACAGGCCAAUAAUCAAUCAAAAAUACAGUCAUUUAGAUAUUGGUCAAAAGCAAAACCUGAUCGAUUAUAGGGAUCCCUCAUUAUGCUACCUUAAAAGUGAGGCUGCACUUUUCGAAUUGGCAACGAGUUCUUACUUUUCGGAAGGUCUUAAGGCAGAUGAAUAUAUACCAUUUUCAAAUCCUGAUUUUGUUAGGAGUUUAGUUGUGGAAGGAUGCGGAGCCGAUCAUUCAGAUCCCAAUUCAAUUUUUACAGUUUUAUUACCGAAUGAAAAAGUACAACCGAAUUAUAGAUUGCAUUUAGUCGGGGGUGCUUCCAUUUAUCCAUUUUGUGCUUUUCACACGAAAUACACAAUAGGUUUCUCAUCUUUACCCUUGAAGUAUUUUACUGUCGGACGACAGUAUAAGCCCACACUUCAAGAGCAAGAUGAUGAAUCAUCAUCAGGAUUGUUCAACCUUUGGCAAAGAACUUGCGUCGAUAUGUUUGCACUCACUGCGGACAAUUAUAACGAAAUGAUGUCAAUUUUCGGGAAAACAUUAAAUAUCGUUAUUAAUCUGUACGAACAAUUGGGACAUCAUUUUAGAGUUGUUUACGUCAACGCUUCUUCCCUAGAGUGCUGGGAAUGUUUAAGGGCUAGCAUUCAAAUGUAUUCUUGUCACGAGCAAAAAUAUAUAGAAGUGGGAAAUAUUUCAAUAAGUGACAAAUACAUUUGUCAAAGACUCUUGAUGUCUUAUCAAAUGGCCGAUAAAGACGAUAAGAGUAGGUUUAUGAAAUUGGUAUCUGGAACUAUCGUGGAUGUACCAAAACUCUUGGGUUGCUUGAUAGAAGAGCAAGAAGACGAAGAUAAAAAAUUUCCUAUUCCAGAUUUUUUAGUAAUUUAA